This is a messenger RNA of Brenthis ino (lesser marbled fritillary), 672 nucleotides long. The record is from the annotation of a GenBank genome assembly. Lineage: Eukaryota; Metazoa; Arthropoda; Insecta; Lepidoptera; Nymphalidae.
AUGUUGAAAAUCACUUUAUGUUGUACAAUAAUUAGUCUGUCGGUUUGUGUUGCUGUGUAUAUUGCUAAAGGUGAUUGUCCUACAAACGAGGAGUAUCUGCUCUGUGGACCAUCAUGUGCAAAUUGCAGCAAUCCAAAUCCUAUGAACUGCAGUGAUGAUUGCGUUGAAGGUUGCUAUUGUAUGACUGGAUAUUUGAGGAACGACAACGGCACUUGUGUUACUGUAGAUAAAUGUGUUACAACAUUAUCUUGCGGAGUUAACGAAGAGUUCCUGCCUUGUGGCUCCGCGUGUCCCGCCACUUGCUCUAUACCGGAACCGGAAGUUUGCGGCUUGGACUGUAGCAUGGGAUGCUUUUGCAAGGAAGGAUUUUAUAGAGAUGAGAUAAGUCAUAGAUGUGUGACGUUUGAUAAAUGUCCUGUUGAUACAAAUCUAUGUUUUAAUAAGAACGAAGUGUAUGACGUGUGCAAUGGGUCCUGUGAACCGAGCUGUUCAGACCCCGAACCUGUAUGCACGAAGGCCUGCACAUCUGGUUGUAUUUGUACAUCUGGUUUAUUGAGGAACUUAGAAGGAGACUGUGUUAGUGUCGACAAAUGCAGUGUAAAUGGGACCGUUCCUGAUGUACUUACUAAAUAUUUAAAUACUAUUAAUAAUAUAUUACAUUUGAGUAUUAUA